AUGCCUCACAGGACUGACCCCGACGGAAAUUUUCCUUACAUUGAACCUCCAUCUCACGAAGGACUCAAGGCUAUCAAGUUACCGCCCCCAUACACGGGAACACCAUGGAAGAUCUUUGUUUCCGAUAUUAAACUCUUCUUCCAAAACUUCUUCUAUCUUCCUUACCUCUUCAUUCCUCUGUAUCCGUGGCAUUCAGGAGAACUCUGUGAGCUGUACCCUUCUGCGGAGAACCUCACAGAUAUUGCCCUCCAUGUUGUUCUUGCCGUAAUGCAAUUGGGUUUCUUGAUCUCGCUCUUCACAUUAUCAUUUCUUCCGACAUUUACCUAUGUUGGCUAUGUCGCUGUCUACUUUGCGCUAAACGAGCUCAUCUGUUGGCAUUUCAACAGAGGAAUUCCCCGCAGUGGCCUGAAAUCGACGGAAGAUGACCUUUCUCAAAGUUGGCCUCGACACGACAAUGAAACUUGGAUCUUUCUCAACGGUAUCUGCGUAGGUGUUCAGCAAAAACUGGUUUCAGAAGAACAUCGAUCGCCUUUCAAGGACUUUUCAUCGGCCAGUGAUCGGUAUUCACAACAGAACGUAAGAACACCCACCAUCAAGAUUAUUCUUUCUAACGUCUCUAGCGCCGGUGUUGUUUUCGAUCUCAUCCAGUGUUUGAUCCAACGAGCCCUCCUCUACGCAACCCAAGAUGUCAGAGAAUGCUACGUCCUCGUCAAAAACGCCCUCCUGGACGACCAAAAGAAGAAAGUCGUCUUCAUCCUACACUCCCAAGGCGGUAUCGAAGGCGGUAUGAUCAUAGACUGGCUCCUCGACGAAAUGCCCCUCGACAAGCUCCAGAAACUCGAAGUGUACACUUUCGGCAAUCUCGCGAAUCACUUCAGCAAUCCAUGCCGUGGCAACGAUCCGAGUUCACCUGUCAUCCCACAUAUCGAGCACUACGUCAACGAGAAGGACUUUGCGUGUCGCUUCGGAGUUCUUAAUUUCACACGACACUACACCCAGAACGAGAAUCGAUUCGCGGGGAAAGUCUUUAUUAAUCGAGGUGGCGGACAUCAGCUCAACCAGCAUUAUCUCGAUGACAUGUUCCCUCUGGACAGUGACCUUCGACAGGCACGGAAUGCAAGAGAGGGAGAUUUUAUGAACAGAAAAGUCCGAGUCAGGAAGGAUAAUACUAUCAGGGAGACGAAAAGAGCAGAGCUUCCCCAAGGAUUUACGGUUACUUGGGAUUCUGGUGCGACGAAUGGAGAGGUCAGGCCAGACGAAGUUCCCCGGAUGGGAGACCUGAGUCGAUUGUGGAAGUAUCGGAAUGGUAAACUGCCUGACUUUUAUAAAAGUGCUUUAGUAGAUGGCACUGAAGAUUGA
This is a messenger RNA of Fusarium coffeatum, 1359 nucleotides long. RefSeq lists its product as uncharacterized. The transcript has 2 exons. Bases 1 to 1359 code for a protein of 452 amino acids. NCBI's taxonomy places the organism in Eukaryota, Fungi, Ascomycota, Sordariomycetes, Hypocreales, Nectriaceae. The record is from RefSeq and is a predicted model, not a curated record.